UAGUGGAGAAAAUUAACUCUUCUCGUCUUGAGUCUUGACCUUCUUCUCUAACACGCAAAGCUUUCUUUCUCCUGUGUGGCGGCGCCGGGAAACUUAUCGGGAGCUAGGGUUUACGGCGGGCGGAGAUGUCGGCGUACGACGAGGUGGAGAUCGAGGACAUGGAGUGGAACGCGGAGCUGGGGGCGUACACGUACCCGUGCCCCUGCGGCGACCUCUUCCAGAUCACGCUCGCGGACCUCCGCCUCGGGGAGGAGAUCGCGCGAUGCCCGUCCUGCUCGCUCUUCCUCACCGUCGUCUACAGCGCCGAGGACUUCGCCGACGCCAAGGAGCCGCCGGCCCCGCAGCCCGUCGCCGUCGCCUGAGGAAACGACGCGCACGACGAGACGGACGGAUGAUGGUUUCAGGCUCGCAGCUGGGUAAGACCUGAGAGUGGUUGUCCAACAUACACGGGAGCAUUUGUACUUGUAAGAUGAGAAACUCGAGGCAUAAUAUCAGCAUUUGGUUGUUCAAUUGAGUUAUCAGUAACUCUUUAUGGACGCCCUCCUUUGUUACAUAGUUAUCAUCAAUUACUAGUGCUCCUAAAUUUUUGUCCCAAAUUUUCUGACGCCCCAACUUGUCUGUAACAUAUGAUAAUAACAGUGGUUCUGCCAUAAUCUUUCAUUCUAGUGCCUCGUGGCAUUCUGUUA
Molecule: messenger RNA, 686 nt
Organism: Brachypodium distachyon (stiff brome)
Lineage: Eukaryota; Viridiplantae; Streptophyta; Magnoliopsida; Poales; Poaceae
Product: diphthamide biosynthesis protein 3
Exons: 2
Coding region: 126-362 (78 amino acids)
Biological process (GO): protein histidyl modification to diphthamide; tRNA wobble uridine modification
Cellular component (GO): nucleus; cytosol
Molecular function (GO): metal ion binding
Source: RefSeq, a predicted model, not a curated record